Tribolium castaneum (red flour beetle) is the source of this 855-nucleotide messenger RNA. RefSeq names its product brachyurin. Gene Ontology annotation, molecular function: serine-type endopeptidase activity. Gene Ontology annotation, biological process: proteolysis. The record is from RefSeq and is a predicted model, not a curated record. Lineage: Eukaryota; Metazoa; Arthropoda; Insecta; Coleoptera; Tenebrionidae. Bases 1 to 795 code for a protein of 264 amino acids. The transcript is spliced from 6 exons.
AUGCUGUUUGCUGGAGUUUCUCUUUCCCAUCACCGGACCAUCACAGCAGUUCCAAUCAAAAAACACUUCAAUGUUGGGAUCGUUGGCGGUGAUGUUGCCCAAGAUGGUCAAUUUCCUUGGCAAGUGGCUGUGUAUUUCGACACCAGUGAGGGUUCGUUUUUCUGUGGAGGGGCUCUGAUUGAUACCAGAUGGGUUCUAACGGCCGGACAUUGCACCUAUCACGCAACUGCAUUUACACUUCAUUUGGGGGCAAAUUCUUUGGUUGACGCGGAUCCAAAUCGAGUGACCUUGGGGGCCAGCCAUGCGGUGGUUCACCCAGAUUAUAAACCUUCAGAUUUGGAGAACGACAUUGGACUUAUCCGAAUUGACACAGUUUAUGAAACUAAUGAUCAUAUCAAAGUCAUUUCUCUUGAUACUAGUGAUAUAGGGGGUGCUGAACCAGUUACUGUAAGUGGUUGGGGAGCUUCCGGUGACUGGGAUGGUGUUGUCAAUGACCUUAAUUUCGUCGGUUUGAAAACCAUAACCAACGACGAAUGUAAGGCCAUUUACGGCGAACAAACCAUCACCGAUGGUAUGCUGUGUGCUGUUGGUGAAACGAUUGAAGGGACAUGCAAUGGAGAUAGUGGAAGUCCUUUGAUAACUGGAAGUGGAGAUAAAGCCCUUCAUGUUGGUGUUGUAAGUUGGGCAAGUGCCCAUGGGUGUGAAACAAAUCAUCCCUCGGGUUAUACGAGGACUGCUAAAUACUACGACUGGAUUAAAAGUGUGGUCUGGCCAAACCAAACUAGCACUGUUUGAGAAAUUUGAGUUAGACUUUUAAUGUAGUUGUAGCGAAAAUAAAUGUAGUUGUAAUGUUUA